AAUCCAAGCAUGAUACAAGAUUUAGUGAUGCAGUAAUAUAUCUGAGUACUUUUGAUAGUGGAAAAGAUUUUUACGAAAAAAAUUUAACUAUUCUUGAGCAAAAGGCAGUUUAUAAAAAAUUGCAUGGUGUAUACAAGAAAGCUCUAAAUAAAGCAUUGCAAAAUAGUUUAAAAUCACAACAACUAAUCAGUUUGCUUCAAAAAUUUGUUGAACAAUCAGAUUCAGAUGAAGAUUUACAAAUUAAUACUAAUAGUGACCAAGACAAGAAUUCUGUAAAAUCUCAACUUCAAAAUCUAAAAAUGUAUUAUA
Molecule: messenger RNA, 309 nt
Organism: Racocetra fulgida
Lineage: Eukaryota; Fungi; Glomeromycota; Glomeromycetes; Diversisporales; Gigasporaceae
Source: the annotation of a GenBank genome assembly